AUGGCGCCCCGAACGAACGCAUGUCAUUGCAUCCAACGUCUCAAAGAAGCGACAUAUCACCACCGAGAUGAUCUACACAUAUAUACUCCCUACUGGGGCUCUAGUCGCCACAAUUCGACUCCGAGGCUUCGUCGAGACCUAUACGCGACCCACCGGACCUUGAAUUCGUCGCAAAGCUCGGUCACGACGAGCAUACCCGUGUCUAGAGACCAAUUGGACUGGAAUCGGCGCAGGAGACAUGCGAUCUGGGCCCGAAAAUCUCUGCCCCUUCCUCACGGUGCUCGGAGUUUCUUCAACACACGUUCAUUGAGGUCCAAUGCCACCGAAGAUUCCGGGGAAGACUUGCAAGUCGAGUCUGGCGAUGCAGAUGUUUCAAUUAGUGAUAGCACAGUCUCUGCAAAUGACAAUGAUAUCGACAAAUUUGAAACAAGUUUAUCGCCGGCAGCGAGAAAGGAUAUCAAGACCUUCAGACAUCUUUGGAACCGCAAAAUCAUCCGCCUAUCCAGGGACCUCAAGUUGUUCAAAGACAAGGGUAAUUCGAAAUUCAAAUUGAAAUUGCGCAUACCCAAUGGUUUGAACAAUGCAGAGGAAACGAAGCUGCGAGUUCGGGGCGAAAUCGAAACCACUAGCACGGAAGAAUUGAAAGCAACCGCCUUUUUGAGCAUGAUUGCAAAAUUAAAGGGAGAGGGAUUGUGGGACUCUUUAGUUUCCGAAGGAGAUGCAGUCCCUUCUACUGAUCAACAGCCCUCGCCUGCGGCUAUAGAGCCUUCACGCCCUACUGAUGAGACUUCUGCCACUCACGAGCCCCCUCCAGCUGAAGAGGCUAUUGCUGAAGAGCUUGCCUCCGUCUCAGAUGAGCUAGGCAAGGAUGAUCUCCAAAUUUUGAACAGUCUGGAGCAGAGGAAGUGCCUCCAGCUGGACUUGGAAUUUUCGGGCGAUCAAUUAGCGGGCAUGACCUGUUUUGUGGUAUGCUCGAUACAUAGUCUCAAGCGGGACCUGCAGGCUGUUGGUCAUGGGAUGUCGAAGGUAAAGUCUAACCGAUAUUGGCUUUUCUCGGAACUUCAUGUACUAACGAGCAACGACCAACAGCGAGAUGCAAAGCAUGAUGCUAUCCAAGGUUUAAUUUCAAACCUAAAAGAAACCGGCAUUUGGGAGCAACUCUCACAGCAAGAUCACACCAAACUCACUGUGAAUGAUGAUUUGCUUUACAUAAUGCGCUUUGGAACGCAGAGCUUGAUUAAGGCCAGUGAUAAUCUCCGGUCUUUCAUGACAAUCAGGGAGAAGCAACAUCGACGAUCGCAAAAAGAUACAGAUGCACAAAGUGUGUAUAGGACGAAGAGAUCCGAGGAACUCGCCAAAGCUCUCCGCAAGUUUCGCGAGUCCAAGGAUCCCAAGGUGAGGGCUAUUCGGUCCGCAACAAGCAGUCUACCCGUGAACGAACACAAGGAGAGGGUCCUAGACCUUAUUCAGAACAACACGUAUAGCAUCAUUGUUGCGGAGACUGGGUCUGGAAAAUCGACUCAAGUUCCUCAGAUGAUUCUCAAUGACGCCAUCGAGGGGAGCGCUGGAGGUUAUUGCAAUGUGCUUUGCAUUCAGCCACGACGUAUCGCAGCCCGUUUGCUGGCUCAGCGGGUCGCCAAUGAAAGACUUGAAAGUAUUGGCAAUACUGUUGGUUACAUGAUUCGAUUUGGAAUCAAGCGGCCAGCCAAAGGUGGUAGUAUCACGUACUGCACCACCGGUCUCGCUUUGAACCUCUUGCAAGAUAACCCUAACUUACUCAACUCAUUCUCCCACAUCAUUCUUGAUGAAGUUCAUGUUCGCGACAUUGACAUCGAUUUUGUGAUGCUGCUAUUGAAAAAACACAUCGACAACUGCCGAGCAGCGGGAACCCCCACACCCAAGAUUGUGGUGAUGAGUGCAACGGUCGAUGUGGAUCUUUUCGCCUCCUACUUCCAGAAUAUGGGACACGAUGGAGGACUGUUGCCUGCUCCACAUGUUUCUAUACCCGGUCGUCAAUUCCACGUGAAAUCACAUUAUCUGGAUGAGAUUCUCGAUGAUAUCACCGACACACUUCAGAAGGAUGUUCUUACGUGGUGUUUGAAAGAGCCGUCGACAAUCAAGUUCCUGCAACAUCACUACCGUAACUACGCUGCAGAAGAUCCCGUCGAUGAGGAACCUACUGAUGAGGAUCCUGUCGAUGAGACCAACGAUGAGUUUAACGAUGAUUUGGAUACGCCUUUACCUACGGCAGAAACAGACUCGACAAUCUCUUUGUCACGUCCCGCUACCAUGAAGCGAGUAGACGAUGCCCCUUUUGUUCCAUCUGGGCUGAUUGCUGCCAUCACACACCAUCUCCUGAGCACGACGGACACAGGUUCCGUCUUGGUUUUCCUGCCUGGGCUCAGCCAAAUUAUUGCCGCUGAAUCUCAGAUCAUCCAAGCAGCAGAAAUGCUGAAACUGGACUUUUCGAAUGAAGACAAAUUUAGAGUCUUGAAGUUGCAUAGCAGUCUCCCCGAGGAAUUGGCUAAAUUGGAUCAAGAAAUUCCUGAAGGUUGCCGGAGAAUUCUGCUCGCAACUGAUAUCGCAGAGGCAUCCCUCACAAUCCCCGACGUGAGAUAUGUCAUUGACUCGGGGAAGGUGAAUCAACUGAUGUACGACCCUCGGACUCGAUCUCACCAGAUGACUUGCUGCUGGGCAAGCCAGUCAAGCACCGUCCAACGAGCUGGACGGGCAGGUAGAGUCCAAGAUGGAGAAUACUUCUUUCUCGGAAACAAGGAAUGCUUCGACUCCCUACGUAUCACCAAGUCUCCCGAAAUUCUUCGGAGUGACCUUCAAUCUGUUUGCCUGCGAGCGAAAUUGUCCGAUCCCGCUACACCUAUCAAUGAGUUCCUCCAACAAGCCAUCGAGUCUCCAGAAGCUACCGACAUUGAUAUGGCUAUCGAUUCUUUGAAACAAUUGCAAGCGCUGGACAACAAGGAGGGUCUCACCAAUUUAGGCUCUUUAGUCAGUCACAUGCCUAUACUACCGCCACACUUUGCCAAGCUGGUCGUUCUGGGCGCCAUUUUCCAGUGUCUGGACCCCCUCCUAAUAGUGGCAACACUGGGAGAAGAAACAAACUUUUUCUACCGGGGCAGUGACGAUAAGCAACGCCAAAAGACAUGGGCCGAUCAAGUUGCGUUUGCAGGUCAAACUUCCAGCGAUCAUUUCAGCACAAUCAAUGCUUUCAAAGCAGUUCGCUCAGUCUGGAACGAGUCUGGCUGGCGAGCCGGUCAAAAAUUCGCAUUCUCGAAGAAUGUCUAUGUCCCAGUCUAUCGAGAGGCGUUCCUCACGGCCAAUCAGAUCCUGCGUCAGUUAGAACAAGCACAAAUCAUUAGCAAAUGGCUAUCGACUGACAAAGAUCCCGAGAAUCGAUUUGGCGGGCCCAAACUGAAUGUCAACUCGAAUCAUGUCCCACUCAUCAAAGCGUUGUUGCUUCAUUGUCUAUACCCUCGACUCGCUGCACCGAAACCAGACAAUAAUACCACAUUUCUCACUCAGACUGAGAAGAAGGCAGUGCUGCACGCAGGGAGCAUGACGAAGAAUGGUAAACAGCCGCCACGAGCUCUGCUCGUUUUCAAUCAGAAGUUCCUGUGGGGAUCGCCGCCUGGUAUCACCGGAUUGAAAGAGGCUUCUAUCGUGACUCCACUUGCAGCAUGUCUUUUCGGUGGUAAAUUGGCAGUUCAACGCUCUUCUAUCGUCAUGGAUUCGUGGAUGCGGACUGGAGUGGAAGUGUUUGACAGUCCAGCCACGCCGAAUGAAGUGAUCAAGGAUGUGGUAGAGUUGAACAACGUUCUUAACGAGGCCUUGACCACGACAUUCGAUUCCUACCCAAGCGAUUUUCGAAUGCUGCAAAUAAAGAAGAAAAAGGGAAAUUUCUUCUCAACUCGUAACCAAUUCGUGGCAACGUUGCAGCAGACCAUCAAAGAUAUCCUGGACCGGGACUGUAAUCCGGCGAGAACAUCUGCGCCUGCUGCAUGGAAUGAGCAUGACGUUAGUAGAUACUCAGGUCGAGGGUGAAACGUCUACCAUGUACAAUAGAUUCUCUACUUCUACGUAGAAUCCAAAUGAAA
Messenger RNA from Penicillium subrubescens, 4109 nucleotides. RefSeq lists its product as uncharacterized. Gene Ontology annotation, cellular component: intracellular anatomical structure; nucleus. The record is from RefSeq and is a predicted model, not a curated record. The coding region runs from base 1 to 4056 and encodes 1351 amino acids. The transcript is spliced from 3 exons. Lineage: Eukaryota; Fungi; Ascomycota; Eurotiomycetes; Eurotiales; Aspergillaceae. Gene Ontology annotation, molecular function: RNA binding; ATP binding.